AUGGCAGUUGUGGGUUCCCCUUCAAGAUCCUUGCAUGACUUCAUUAGCUGUUGGAAUUCCAUUGUUGGAAUUGGACUCUUGAGUGCAGUGACCUAUAAUGAUGUGCAUGUCAACAUCACUCAGGAAGAGUGGGCAUUGAUGGAUCCUUCACAGAAGAAUCUCUACAAAAAUGUGAUGCUGGAGACCUAUAUGAACCUCAUUGCUAUAGGCUACAAUUGGGAAGAUCUUAAAGUUGAAGGACAUUGUCAAAGUUGUCAAAAUCAUGGAAGGCAUAAAAGGACACAUACUGGAGAGAAACCCUAUGAAUGUAAUUAUUGUGGUAAAGCCUUUGCUCAACACAGUUCUCUUCAAUUACAUGAAAGAACACAUACUGGAGAGAAACCCUAUGAAUGUAAACAAUCUGGUAAAACCUUAGCACAACCUGGUGAUCUUCAAAUACAUAAGAGAACACAUACUGGAGAGAAACCAUAUGAAUGUAAUCACUGUGGUAAAGCAUUUGCUCGGCACAGUGCUCUUUGAUUACAUAAAAGAACAUAUACUGGAGCGAAACCUUGUGAAUGUAAUCAGUGUGGUAAAGCCUUUGCUCGACACAGUACUCUUGAAAUGCAUGAAAGGACACAUAGUGGAGAGAAACCCUAUGAAUGUAAACAAUGUGGUAAAGCCUUUGCACAGCACAAUUAUCUUCAAGUAUUUAAGGGAACACAUACUGGAGAGAAACCCUAUGAAUGUAAUCAGUGUAGUAAAACCUUUGCUCAAAACAAUACUCUUCAAAUUCAUGAAAGAUCACAUACGGGAGAGAAACCCUAUGAAUGUAUACAAUGUGGGAAAGCAUUUGCACAGCCCAGUCAUCUUAAGGUAUCUGUCCAAGCUUAUCUUGGUUGUGCCAUUGUACGGCAGGGCAAGGGAAGUGAACUCGCAACCAGGCAAUCUGCAUCACAGCUAGAUGUACCUGGUAUGUAA
Molecule: messenger RNA, 960 nt
Organism: Onychomys torridus (southern grasshopper mouse)
Lineage: Eukaryota; Metazoa; Chordata; Mammalia; Rodentia; Cricetidae
Product: zinc finger protein 120-like
Exons: 4
Biological process (GO): regulation of transcription by RNA polymerase II
Cellular component (GO): nucleus
Molecular function (GO): DNA-binding transcription factor activity, RNA polymerase II-specific; RNA polymerase II cis-regulatory region sequence-specific DNA binding
Source: RefSeq, a predicted model, not a curated record